GCUUUACAACACUGUAAAGCUGCAAUGAUACACAAUUUAUUGCUUUUAUUAAACUGCAAGUAAAGAUAAGGGUCAAAUUGUAAAUAUAUUAAGGAAUUGUAAAAAAUGAUCCGAUUUAUCCUUAUUCAAAACCGAGCAGGCAAAACUCGACUAGCUAAAUGGUACAUGAAUUUUGAUGACGACGAGAAACAGAAAUUGAUUGAGGAAGUUCAUGCAGUAGUCACAGUUCGUGAUGCAAAACACACCAAUUUUGUAGAAUUUAGAAAUUUUAAAAUCGUGUAUCGAAGGUACGCUGGACUAUACUUUUGCAUUUGUGUAGAUGUCAACGAUAACAAUCUGUGCUAUUUAGAAGCGAUACACAAUUUCGUAGAAGUUUUAAAUGAAUAUUUUCAUAAUGUUUGUGAGCUAGAUCUUGUAUUUAAUUUUUACAAAGUGUACACGGUAGUUGAUGAAAUGUUUUUAGCAGGAGAAAUACGAGAAACAUCACAGACUAAAGUUCUGAAACAAUUGUUAACUUUAAAUUCCUUAGAGUAAAAAUAAAUGUUCAUUCCAGUUGCACUUUAAAGUGCUUUACCAUUAAUUUAACCUACACUUUGCAAUACUAUUAACGUUUGAAUAUAAAUUAUAAAUUGUAUAUGAAAUCUCUGGCUUGUAUUAUUAUAUAUGUACACGUAUGAUUAUUUACUAAAAUAAGAAAGUACUCAUGUUAUUUA
Messenger RNA from Teleopsis dalmanni, 713 nucleotides. It is a transcript of the gene AP-2sigma, whose product is annotated as AP-2 complex subunit sigma. Lineage: Eukaryota; Metazoa; Arthropoda; Insecta; Diptera; Diopsidae. Gene Ontology annotation, biological process: clathrin-dependent endocytosis; intracellular protein transport. The transcript has 3 exons. Gene Ontology annotation, molecular function: clathrin-cargo adaptor activity. Bases 106 to 534 code for a protein of 142 amino acids. Gene Ontology annotation, cellular component: AP-2 adaptor complex; membrane coat; intracellular membrane-bounded organelle. The record is from RefSeq and is a predicted model, not a curated record.